Messenger RNA from Desarmillaria tabescens, 437 nucleotides. RefSeq lists its product as uncharacterized. Lineage: Eukaryota; Fungi; Basidiomycota; Agaricomycetes; Agaricales; Physalacriaceae. Bases 158 to 394 code for a protein of 78 amino acids. The record is from RefSeq and is a predicted model, not a curated record. The transcript has 4 exons.
GGCCCAGGAUACAUCUCACGAGACUUAGACGAUGCGUAUACUUAUUCCACGUUCAGUUUUUAUUUAAAGACCGUACCUCUUUCAUGGUUCUCGCAAUACCAGAUGUGACGACUUAGUCCCUCUGUAUGUCUGCAGCUAGUGGAUUUCGAUAUUGUCGAUGUUCCCGUUCGUGGUGUUUGCCAUGAUUAUUGGUGGGUUCGACGCUCGACUCGAAGGACAGCUACGUUUGACAUCAAUAAUCCUGGUGAAGAAAGUGAUGGUCUUCCUAUACAACUAUAUCAACAAUCUAUUCCUGCGGACCAUGGCAGAUCACUGUCAAGAUAACGCCUCCCAAUCGAUUGCCGGACCACGAUCAGCUAUGCAGCUAAGCCAGAAAACGACAAAAGCCAUGUAACUUCGGAGUGCGGGGAAAUAAUAAUAGGUCGAGUUACAUCGAA